AUGUCUCUUGUUCAUAGUAACGAAAAUCUGACAUCUCUAGUUGAACAUAUUAAUAAACGUAAAUGCACCAUAUGUGAUAAAGAUUACGAAAUAGAUGACAUUGUUGUUUCUGCUCCAUGUGACCAUAUUUUUCACAAGAAUUGCAUAGCAAAAGUUCUUAAUGAAACCCAAGCUUGUCCUGUCUGUAGCAAACCGUGCAGACAAACCAAAUUAAAGUCUUAUAAUAUUUUGAAAGAAUGUGAAACCCAAGCCACUUCUAACCCAGAUUCUUUUAAUGCAAAUGUUAGUAAUAAAGGUGCAAUACCUAAGACAAAUAGAAAGAAUAUCAGACGCAAUGUACUAGAAUCCGAAACGACUCGAAUGUCUACAUUCAAUCGGAAUAAUGAUGAGGAAAUUAGCGAUAAUAUACUUAAUCUUUCCCCAACCAAUUCUCAGAAUGUACUUCUAAAUUUUGAUCCCCAUAAUAUGAGUGAUAAUACACUUCAAGAUUUAAUAAAUGAAGCGGUAAGAAAUCAGUUAGAAUCUUUAAAUAUAAAUUCAAAUCACGGUAAUAGACCAAACACUGGAAAUUUUAAUAACAAUAAUAGAAAUCAAAGUUUCAGGUCUAACAGAAAUAAUUUCGGUAGAGCGAAUCAGCAUGGAAACUCCAGAGAGAGCUUAGGAAAUACAAAUUUUAACAACAAUAACUCCCUAAGAAGGUUAAGCGGUAAACAAAGUUAUGGAAACACAAAUAUGAAUCAAAGUUACGAUCUCACUACUGAUAAAGUCUCUUCAAUUAUUUCUGGCUGGCACUUGAAAUUUAGUGGACAGGAAGAGGAUGGUUUGUCCGUCGACAAUUUCAUUUAUAGAGUUCAAGCUCUCACUAAUCAAGGAUUACGAGGAGAUUUUGAUCUCUUAUGCGCUGAUUUUGUCAGAGCUUUUGGCUUAGCUAAGGAUUUAUUUUCCGAAAAUAUAUCUCAUACUAUAGAUGUUAAUUUGAGCGAAAUGGAAACCGAUGAAAAUGUUCAUAUUUUAGAUAGUGUCCAAAGGGAAAAAUUAGAUAUAGCCAUAAAUUCAUUUCCGUCUUUUUCCAAAGAAGGACUAGGAAGAACUACGCUUGUAUCUCAUACAAUUGACACAGCAGAGAAUAAACCUAUUAAGCAGCGAUAUUUUGCAGUUUCGCCUGCAAUUGAACAACUUUUAUUUGCGGAAAUAGAUCGUAUGCUUCAGCUAGGGGUAAUAGAAGAGUCGCAAAGUCCUUGGUCGUCACCAGUGGCAUUAGUACGCAAACCGGGUAAGGUGAGAUUGUGCCUUGAUGCCCGAAAAGUUAACAGUGUCACGGUGAAAGAUGCUUAUCCUUUGCCUUUGAUCGAUGGAAUCCUCAGUAGGCUCCCUAAGGCCAGAUUCAUUACGAGUCUUGACCUUAAGGACGCCUUCUGGCAAAUUCCAUUAGAUGAAAGGUCAAAGGAAAAGACAGCUUUCACCGUACCAGGGCGUCCCUUAUACCAGUUUGUUACUAUGCCAUUUGGUUUAUGUAAUGCUCCUCAAACGAUGUCGAGGCUUAUGGACAAAGUUGUACCUGCGCACUUAAGGACCAAAGUUUUUAUAUACCUGGACGAUCUGCUUCUUAUUACAGAAACAUUUGAAGAACAUAUAUUGUUGCUUCAUGAGGUAGCUUUCUGUAUGAGAAAGGCUAAUCUAAAUCUAACUAUAAACAUAGAGAAAAAUUUUUCCCGUCCGUUUUCGAUACAAUGUGAUGCAAGCAAGAAUGGGAUUGGGGCCGUUCUCGCACAGAGAAAUGACGACAAUGACGAACUACCAAUAGCAUUCAUGAGCCAUAAACUUACAUCAGCACAGAAGAAUUAUUCCGUUUCAGAACAAGAGUGCCUUGCAGCUGUUAUGGCUGUCAAGAAGUUUAGAGCCUAUGUCGAGGGACACUAG
Messenger RNA from Calliphora vicina (urban bluebottle blowfly), 1920 nucleotides. RefSeq lists its product as uncharacterized. NCBI's taxonomy places the organism in Eukaryota, Metazoa, Arthropoda, Insecta, Diptera, Calliphoridae. The transcript is spliced from 3 exons. The coding region runs from base 1 to 1920 and encodes 639 amino acids. The record is from RefSeq and is a predicted model, not a curated record.